Molecule: messenger RNA, 4523 nt
Organism: Microtus oregoni (creeping vole)
Lineage: Eukaryota; Metazoa; Chordata; Mammalia; Rodentia; Cricetidae
Gene: Slco3a1
Product: solute carrier organic anion transporter family member 3A1
Exons: 10
Coding region: 181-2313 (710 amino acids)
Biological process (GO): transmembrane transport; prostaglandin transport; sodium-independent organic anion transport
Cellular component (GO): membrane
Molecular function (GO): protein binding
Source: RefSeq, a predicted model, not a curated record
GCGGCGGCGGCGAGGAGCAGAGCCUUCAACCUCUCCAGCCGCGGUAGGACGGGGGCGGCCGCCGCGGGUCCGGGGCGGGGACAGCACGCAGCCUCGCGGCGCGCACCCCCGCCCGGCAACGGCCACGACACCCGGGGCGAGCGGGAAAGCGGCGGCGGCGGCAGCGGCGGAGGGGGAAGGAUGCAAGGGAAGAAGCCGGGAGGCUCGUCGGGCGGCGGCCGGAGCGGCGAGCUGCAGGGGGACGAGGCGCAGAGAAACAAGAAGAAAAAAAAGAAGGUGUCUUGCUUCUCCAACAUCAAGAUCUUCCUGGUAUCUGAGUGCGCCUUGAUGUUGGCGCAGGGAACGGUGGGCGCCUACCUGGUGAGCGUGUUGACCACCCUGGAACGCAGGUUCAACCUCCAGAGUGCUGAUGUGGGCGUGAUUGCCAGCAGCUUCGAGAUUGGGAACCUGGCGCUGAUUCUCUUCGUGAGCUACUUCGGAGCACGUGGGCACCGGCCACGCCUUAUUGGCUGCGGCGGCAUCGUCAUGGCCUUGGGCGCACUGCUAUCCGCACUGCCAGAGUUCCUCACCCACCAGUACAAGUACGAGGCUGGCGAGAUCCGCUGGGGCGCAGAGGGCCGCGACGUCUGUGCCUCCAAUGGCUCCAGCAGUGAUGAGGGGCCUGACCCCGACCUUAUCUGCCGUAACCGGACAGCCACCAACAUGAUGUACUUGCUGCUCAUUGGGGCUCAGGUGCUGCUGGGCAUCGGUGCUACCCCCGUGCAGCCCCUGGGGGUCUCCUACAUUGACGACCACGUGCGGAGGAAGGACUCCUCGCUCUAUAUAGGAAUCCUGUUCACGAUGUUGGUAUUUGGACCAGCCUGUGGAUUUAUUCUGGGCUCUUUCUGUACCAAAAUCUAUGUGGAUGCCGUCUUCAUUGACACAAGUAACUUGGACAUCACUCCAGAUGACCCACGCUGGAUUGGAGCCUGGUGGGGCGGCUUUCUGCUCUGCGGUGCCUUGCUCUUCUUCUCGUCCCUCUUGAUGUUUGGGUUCCCACAAUCCCUGCCCCCACACUCAGACCCUGCCAUGGAGAGUGAGCAGGCGAUGCUCCCAGAGAGAGAAUACGAGAGGCCCAAGCCCAGCAAUGGGGUCCUGAGACACCCCCUGGAGCCAGACAGCAGUGCCUCCUGCUUCCAGCAGCUGAGAGUGAUCCCCAAGGUCACCAAGCACCUGCUCUCAAACCCCGUGUUCACCUGUAUCGUCCUGGCUGCCUGCAUGGAGAUUGCCGUGGUGGCCGGCUUCGCUGCCUUCCUGGGCAAGUACCUGGAACAGCAGUUCAACCUCACCACCUCUUCUGCCAACCAGCUGCUCGGGAUGACGGCAAUCCCCUGUGCCUGCCUGGGCAUCUUCCUGGGUGGCCUCUUGGUGAAGAAGCUGAGCCUGUCUGCUCUGGGGGCCAUUCGGAUGGCCAUGCUGGUCAACCUAGUGUCCACGGCCUGCUACGUCUCCUUCCUCUUCCUGGGCUGUGACACAGGCCCUGUUGCUGGGGUCACUGUUCCCUAUGGAAACAACUCAGCGCGUGGCUCGGCCCUUGACCCCUACUCUCUGUGCAACAAGAACUGUGAAUGCCAGACCGAUUCCUUCACCCCAGUGUGUGGGGCCGACGGCAUCACCUACCUGUCGGCCUGCUUCGCUGGCUGCAAUAGCACGAAUCUCACAGGCUGUGCAUGCCUCACCACCGUCCCCCCUGAGAAUGCCACUGUGGUGCCAGGAAAAUGCCCCAGUCCUGGGUGCCAAGAGGCCUUCCUCACCUUCCUCUGUGUGAUGUGUGUGUGCAGCCUGAUCGGGGCCAUGGCCCAAACGCCCUCCGUCAUCAUCCUCAUCAGGACAGUCAGCCCUGAACUCAAGUCUUACGCGUUGGGAGUUCUUUUUCUCCUCCUUCGUUUGUUGGGUUUCAUCCCCCCACCUCUCAUCUUCGGGGCUGGUAUCGACUCCACCUGUCUGUUCUGGAGCACCUUCUGUGGGGAGCAAGGCGCCUGCGUCCUCUACGACAACGUGGUCUACAGAUACCUGUACGUCAGCAUCGCCAUUGCGCUCAAGUCCUUUGCCUUCAUCCUCUACACCACCACGUGGCAGUGCCUGCGGAAAAACUAUAAACGCUACAUCAAAAACCACGAGGGCGGGCUGAGCACCAGUGAGUUCUUUGCCUCUACUCUGACCCUAGACAAUCUGGGGAGGGACCCUGUGCCCGCGCACCAGACACAUAGGACAAAGUUUAUCUAUAACCUGGAGGACCAUGAGUGGUGUGAAAACAUGGAAUCCGUCUUAUAGUGACUACGGGAGGAGGGCUGAACUCUGUGAACGAAGGGUCAUUUUUCUUAAUAAAAAAGAGAGAAAGAAAAAGGAUUUCAAAAACAGACAGACAGACAGACACACACACACACACACACACACACACACAGACACAAAGACCUUUGUCUUAUUCAAAAAAUUCAGAGUCAGUCAGGAUUCAGAAUAAAGAGAGGAUGGGAUGGCCCCGGAGGACACGCACACUGCUGGGCUCUGCUUGGAAGGUACCUCAUGGUUUUUCACGAUGCCAACAGCUACAAGCAACAGGCACUGCCAAAUUCAGGGAACACUUGUGGCCAGCUUGGAGGAUGGACGUUGCUGGAUAUGCACACACAUGCAAAACUUUAAAAGCAUUUUUUUAAAAAAAGAGUCUACUAAAAUCACAAGUUCAAGUUGGAAACAUGGCCAGGAUCAGCACUAGUGACACCCUCUCCCUCCGUCAGGGUGGGGGCGGGGUGCAGGUUGGAGGGGUGGAAGCUCCACUCCUUUCUCCAACUGUCGCAAUAUGGGUCACUGUGUAGACCACUCACCCAGUCUGCGUGUGGUUCAAGUCCCCAGAGUUCUCUGAGAGAUGCUGAUGGGCCAUCCGGACUGGAGUCUGUGGUUGGCACCUCUCACCAGCUCCAUUUCCAUAUCAAGACUGAGGGCCCAAGGGGGAGCUGGGUUGGGCGGGGCAUGUCCCUUCCCAUCUCCUAGCACCUCCUCCCCACUAGCCCCACAGUGCGACCUCAGGAAGCUGUGGGCCUCACCUGGCUAUGACUGACCCGCUCAGAGCCUGUGAGCCCCAACAUAGCCCAAGUCAUUUGCUUACAUUUGCCAAACAUUUUACCAUUUUUUUUCAAAAACAACAAAAAAAUGACAAAGCGUACGAAUUUCCAACUGUUGUAUGUAUAAUCCUCUGAUACUAUUUUUAACUACUUCUUGAGUCUGUGUUAACCCUUCAGUCACUAACAAGGCUUUCACUUUUCUCCUUUUUUUAAUGCACCAAAAAUAUAAAGUGAUUCAAGGGAUGCAAUUAAUCCAUUGUCAUUUUUAAUCCUCAUUCUGAUACCGUGCAGAAAAAUGCACAGCGUGUUCUAAGAAAAAGAUGCCCCAGAAAGAGAGUAAAUGCAGCUUUAAAAGAUGCACAUUUGAGAUCCUGGGAUAACGUGACAAGCUGCAAAUCUGCCUUCUGGCUUUGUUCCCCAUGGUGAUGUCACUGUCAUGGGAAGCACUUUCAUAUUCCUUUUAGCCUGUGGUGAAGGAGACUCGCUCAGAUGUGGGUCUGGGUGGAUGGGAACCUUGCUCCUGGAAACAGGAGAGAGAGGAAGUGUGGUUCCUGUUGAGCAGGCUGUGGUAUCUGUGAUCAUCAACCCACAAGUGCAGAAGUGAUCACGUGUCCAGUGCAUGAACAUGGCAGUGACAGGUCCCAGGUCAAUCCCGAACUCGGUGUGUCAAAAGCAGCUGAACCUCAGAGACCUGCACGGUCAUGUGGGAUAAGAGUCCUGUAGGGGAAUCUCUUGCACCAGCACGCUUAAGACAGUAUGGCCACUGGCUUCAGGGACUGGGUCAGAAGGGAGCACAUACAUGCAUAGCCAAGGGCCCAGUCAGAUCACCCUUCAUGCCUUUUUGUUGGCCUGUGUUGUAGACAUAUCCUGGGAUAGGCCACGAAGGAUGCUUGGUUUUUAUUUUUCACCUUACACAGCCAUUUACAGUUCACUUGAAGCAAUGAAAGAAUAAAGGCCAGAAGAGUAAAGACGAGGGUGUGCCAGAGUUUUUAAGGCACAGUGUAAAUGGGGAGGUCUGGAUGAUAGCCCCAAGUUGGAGGAGGCAUCAAACCAAGAGAACCUAGAGAAUGCUGUGUGGCCGUGUGGCUGUGAUCUGCCGCCUCCUUCAGGGUGGUGCUUCUGAAACAGACCAGCAUUAGCCUAGUCUUGUUCAUGAACACAGGCAGGGUGUUCAUCGAGUCUAUAACUAGGAAAGGGGGAAUGGUUCUCCAAUCAGUUCAUGAAAUGAGUUCUGUUGCUCUGAAGGUGUUGGUCACAUUCCAAACAGGUUUCCGUUCUGUCUUGUUUUGAAAAUGGAUGGCUAAGAGGUUAACUGGCCUCUCUCUGCUGCUGUGUAUCUCUCCAAACUGAGGCCCUGGGAUGUACACUUUGUUUCAUGAGAUUGAUUUGCUUUUUGGAAAAAAAAUAUAAUUUUUAAGCUCUUUG